Molecule: messenger RNA, 2089 nt
Organism: Macroventuria anomochaeta
Lineage: Eukaryota; Fungi; Ascomycota; Dothideomycetes; Pleosporales; Didymellaceae
Product: MFS general substrate transporter
Exons: 5
Coding region: 279-1760 (493 amino acids)
Biological process (GO): transmembrane transport
Molecular function (GO): transmembrane transporter activity
Source: RefSeq, a predicted model, not a curated record
CAGCAAAGCCUUGGGUUGCACCUGCCACGGUGACAUUCAGCCUGUAAAACGGCGGCAACAGGAUGGCAGGGAUCCUAACCUGGUUAGCAUACCCAUAGCUCAGUGAGGAGUGACGCCAAACGUCUUGGAACGUGGAGGUACUUGAGGUUGAGACCCACGCAUCUUUCUUUGCUAUCAGCCCUAGUAGAAUCCUUUGUCUCCAGCCUUGGCAUAUAGUUGCAACGAUUUCGAACUGUCAAUUCAUCGCUAUCAAGGACACACCCUCGAGGAUUGACAAUAUGGGGUUCUUCAAGAAACCCACUCUGCGCACCCGCGACGACCAGCGCACGAGUGCUGCAGAGCUUACCCUACGAGCAUCAAUCUUACCGCUCUGUCUUGUCACUAUCCUGUUUUUCUUAUGGGGAUUUUCGUACGGCCUCAUCGACACCUUGAACAAGCACUUCCAAGUGGAGCUUAAUAUCACUCGCGCCCGUUCUUCUGGACUACAAGCAGCUUACUUUGGAGCUUACCCGCUCGCUUCGCUAGGCCACGCCAACUGGUUGCUCAGGCACUGGGGCUACAAGACUGUUUUCAUCUGGGGACUCUGCCUGUUUGGCACCGGCGCGCUUUUGACUUGGCCAUGUCUUGUUUAUCAUUCGUUCGGUGGCUUCUGCGCAGCUACCUUUGUGAUAGGCAACGGGCUAGGCUCGCUCGAGACGGCUGCAAACCCAUACCUCGCUGUGUGCGGUCCUCCAAAGUAUUCAGAACUGCGCAUCAACCUCGCGCAGGCUUUCAAUGGUAUUGGAACCGUGGUUGCGCCUGUACUCGGGUCUUACGUCUUCUUUACGGACGUUGGUGAAGGCGCGGAGGCUCUGAAGAGCGUGCAGUGGGUGUACCUAGCGAUCGCAUGCUUUGUCUACAUCCUCGCAGUGGUGUUCUAUUUCGCUACGAUUCCCGAAAUCACGGAUGCGGAUAUGGCAUUCCAAGCCGACGCCACAAAUGCUGGCACCGAUGUUAAGCCUUUUCGCAAGCAGUACCGCCUUUUCCAUGCUACAUUCGCCCAGUUCUGCUACACUGGAGCACAGGUCGGCGUCGCAGGGGCAUUCAUCAACUAUGUCACGGAAUCAAGAAUUGGCAGCUAUCAGAAUGGGGUACCUCAGGCCACGAGCAACGCAGAUGCUGCGCGCUUCUUGGCCGGCGCUCAAGGCACCUUCACGCUUGGUCGAUUUGUUGGAUCUGCGCUCAUGAAGUUUGUAAAGCCUCGCUGGGUGUUUCUUGUGUUCAUGACGGCUUGCAUUGUCUUCCUCAUCCCGUCCAUCACCGAGCGUAACAACACAGGCAUGAGUAUGCUCUUUAUUGUAUUGUUCUUCGAGUCCAUCAUCUUCCCUACCAUCGUGGCUCUGGGUAUGCGAGGACUCGGCAAGUAUUCGAAGCGCGGUUCUGGCUUCAUCGUAGCUGGUGUAUCAGGUGGUGCCGUGGUGCCUCCACUCUUGUUCGUCGCCGCAGACUCUCGAGGACGAGCGGACGUCGCAUCGGGAUAUUCACCCACUGCCUUCGCCAUGGUUGUUCCAUUGAUGUUUUUCGUUGCUGCCUGGACCUACACAAUCUGUGUGAAUUUCGUUCCUGCAUACAGGAACGUUGCCGACAGCUUCCACGAGACUGAGAUUGGCAUCGUCAACACGCCUGGGGCCAACGACCCGGAAAUGCAGCACGGCUACGGCGCGAAGGAUGGCUCUCCACUGCAGACUGAGGCAGUGCAUCACGAUGAGAAGAAGGUUUGAGAUGAAGGUGACGAAACUUGUAAAGCAUUCACUGUGUAGAGAAUGGUCUCAAACAGGCAGGUGGUCAGACACAAGCAUCAAGCCUCGCAAGUAACCCCCAAAUAAGUAGACAGCGCUUGAUAUGGUCUUUGUAGAAUUGCGAGACAUUCGCCUCCCCCACAAACCUCGUUCUUUGGUAGCACAGGGUUCCGUAGCUCCCGUACCCCUACGACAUCGUGCCGCGAUUGCCGUGCUGUGUGAUGAGCAGGAAGGCGCGUUCCUGAGGAUCGUCGCUGCAUCAACAACGCCAACAAGCUUGACAGCUGCACACCGGCAAACAAAGCAUUUGA